AUAGAUUUUCUAAGUUUCUCGUUAAUGCAACCAAACGCUCAAGGUGUUUGCGCAAAUGAUGCCUUCAAUGUAAUUGGAGGUGCUUACGAAGUACCGGAAAUUUGUGGAGAAAAUAGUGGGCAACAUCUUUAUGUGAAUUUUAACGGAGACGAUGAUAUUAAACUCGUUAUUAACACAAAUUCAGAUUCUACUUUUGGUAGAUCUUGGAGAUUUAAAGUUACUCAAAUUGGUUGUGAUUGUCCUACAAGAGCUCCAAAUGGAUGUUUACAACAUUAUACUGGUAUAUCUGGUGUGGUACAAUCUUUAAAUUAUGGAACAACUAUAGCUGGUCAGGGUACAAGACAAUUAGCUAAUACCAAUUAUGGAAUUUGCGUAGCUCCGGCUGCCGGAUAUUGUGGUAUUCAAUGGAGUCAAGGCACCGCUAGUCCUAAUACUUUUACUAUUUCUGGGGACGCCACGAUGGCACCAACGUCUCUUUCUGGGGAUGAUUGUACAACAGAUUUUAUUGUAGUUGCGAAUCCUUAUAUUGCUGGAACUCCAGCGAAUACUGAUAGAUUUUGUGGUACUCAAUUACCAACAUUAGUCAGUUAUUCGAGGCCGUUUGUACUUUAUGUGGUUACUGAUGGAAAUGAAGCUAACGACGUAGCUAAUAGUGGAUUUUUAUUAUCAUACACACAACUUGCUUGUAGAAAUUCGAUUUGUCGUAGCCAAAAAAUAGAAUUAUUUGGAAAGACACCAAAUAAUCGAACAGCUAAAUUUCUACCAUUUUGGAACUUUGGAAUCGGGGUUGUACGAUUCGCAAAUAACGUAUGCGACAGUGCUGAUGGCUUAUAUGGGACUUGUUACACAAAAAGACAAUGUGCAGAAGUUAAUGGUGGGAUUAUAUCCGGUUCUUGUGCGAGCGGAAUCGGUGUUUGUUGCGUAGUCCUUCUUGGAUGCGGAAGUAUUUCUUCGAGUAAUAACACAUACUUUGUGAACGAAGGAUAUCCGGCAGCUUAUUCUGGAGCCGGGUGUUGUACCUACACAAUUCAAAGAUGUAGUCCAGAUAUUUGUCAAGUCAGAAUAGAUUUUCUAAGUUUAACUUUAGCACAACCCGAUGGAACUGGUCGUUGCAUUUACGAUGCUUUAACAAUAACAGGAGGAACAUCAAACAUUCCGAUAAUUUGUGGCGAAAAUAGUGGUCAACACGUUUAUGUCAAUUUCAACGACGAUCAAGAUAUUCGUAUUGUAAUUGAUACCAGUGCAGAUGUUGAUCUUGCUAGAAGUUGGAAUAUUAAAGUUACUCAACUUGCUUGUGAUUGUGGAACAUUAGCACCACCUGGUUGUUUAAUGUACUACACUGAUAUUAGUGGGACCGUAAAUAGUUUUAAUUAUGGUACAACAGCAAAUGGUGCUUUAGUGGGCGAUGUCCUUGGUACAAGAGAAUUAGCAAAUUUAAAUUACGGCAUUUGUAUUGAUCCUAAACCGGGAUAUUGUUGUAUUACAUGGAGUCAAUCCGGAGGUGAUCCUUAUUCUUUUACGUUAACUGGAGAUACUAUGGCUUUAGGGAACACUUUACCAACGGGAAGUGUCGUUGGAACUGAUUGCACAACGGAUUUUGUUGUUAUUCCAAAUCCACAAGAAGUUGCUGCAGAUAGAUUUUGUGGAAACGCAUUCCCAACCCUUACUUCGUGUGCAAAACCUUUUGUAUUAACAGUGGUUACAAAUGCAGAUGAGAUGGGAGAUGUUGCAAAUAGAGGAUUUUCUUUAACAUACACGCAAAAGAGAUGUGCAUGCGCAGGAAAUUGUUAUCCUGUUUAG
Molecule: messenger RNA, 1800 nt
Organism: Onthophagus taurus
Lineage: Eukaryota; Metazoa; Arthropoda; Insecta; Coleoptera; Scarabaeidae
Source: RefSeq, a predicted model, not a curated record